Molecule: messenger RNA, 354 nt
Organism: Trichomonas vaginalis G3
Lineage: Eukaryota; Parabasalia; Trichomonadida; Trichomonadidae
Exons: 1
Coding region: 1-354 (117 amino acids)
Source: RefSeq, a predicted model, not a curated record
AUGACUGAAACAGAGGAAAGAGAUGAAAUUUUCGAGGCUGUUUCCAAAUCAUUCGAUGAGUUAAAAGACCAAAACCCAGAUUCAAUAUCUCUUGCAAAGUUUAAGGAAAAAGUCUCUGAUUAUAUCGAAAAAACGUAUCCAGGUAAGCGAUAUCUAGUUGAAAUUGAUGAAAUUAGAAUUGACCUCAAAAAGCAAUGCGAAGUUUAUUCAACGGCCAAUGUUUUGAGCAAAGGAAUUUUUAAAAAUUAUGAUUUCAUUUAUCAAGACUUACGCUAUGUAGUAAACAUAUUUAUUCCAUAUGCAAAGCUAACGGAAGAAUAUUCAGGUAAAUUUACAGCAACAAUUCAGGAUUAA